GGAAAACCUCUGUCUGAACAAGAGGUUUUUACCUGUUAACAUCAUCUUCGCCGGUGGUGUCCGUCCUGACUCCUCCUGGAGAUCGAAAACCCCGAGAUUCCGACAACUCCGCAACUUUGUUCUUCGAUCUCUACGUCGUGAUUAUCUUAUGCGGAGCUUCUUCAAUGGCGUCUGGUUCGUUUGGACUCUCCUUGAAAGCCCUAGUCCUCUGCCGUCCUUGUUUUGUCUCCGCUAGAGAGCUCCCUUUCUCUCUCAGGGCACAUACGGUUGGUCAUUGCGGCUGCGUUGGAGCAGUUGCGUCACCCAGUAAGACGGUGAAACCACGCAAGGAACAAAACCAUGGUAAAAGCAGGGAGAAGUCAUCGCCAUGGAAGAAGUUAGAUGCUAAUGGACUGGGCAUUCGAAAGUCCAUGAUUCCAGAAUCGGCACGGAUGGUUCUCAAUAAGCUGAAAAAGAAAGGGUUUCAAGUUUACCUUGUUGGAGGUUGUGUAAGGGAUCUUAUAUUGGAUAGAAUCCCCAAAGACUUCGACAUUAUCACUACGGCUGAGCUUAAGCAGGUUCGAAAAGUAUUUCCCAGCUGUCUUAUUGUUGGGAAGCGUUUUCCCAUAUGCCAUGUUCAUGUUGAUGACACUAUUGUAGAGGUUUCAAGUUUUAGCACAUCGGCAAAGUCUAGUAAGGGGUUCAAAAAUUGCCUGAAACGGCCUCCAGGCUGCAAUGAGAUUGAUUAUGCUCGAUGGAGAAAUUGCAUACAGCGUGACUUCACAAUCAAUGGGUUGAUGUUUGAUCCAUCGGAGAAUGUUGUGUAUGAUUACAUAGGAGGAGUGGAAGACAUAAGAAACUCCCAAGUUAAGACAGUAUGCCCUGCAAGGCUUUCAUUUGUCGAGGAUUCAGCUCGCAUUUUACGUGCAAUUAGGAUUGCUGCUCGGCUAGGAUUCGGCUUCACUAAAGAUGUUGCUGUUUCCUUGAAGGAGCUUUCUUCUUCAUUACUGAGACUCGACAAGACGAGGGUACUCAUGGAGAUGAAUUAUAUGAUGGCAUAUGGCUCGGCAGAAGCUUCUUUAAGGUUGCUAUGGAGAUUUGGGCUUCUUGAAGUUCUUCUACCUAUCCAAGCGUCUUACUUUGUUUCCCAAGGAUUCAGGAGGCGCGAUGGAAGAUCCAACAUGCUUCUGUCGCUGUUUCGCAACCUUGACAGACUUGUAGCUCCUGAUCGGCCAUGUCCAACUCUUCUAUGGAUCGGGAUCCUGGCAUUUCAUAAAGCUCUGGUCGAUCAGCCUCGGGAUCCGAUUGUAGUAGCCGCCUUCUGCCUCACUCUCUUCAACGAAGGAUCCUUGUCAGAGUCUAUCGACGUGACAAAGAGCAUCACUCAAAAACAUAACUCCGAGUUCCGUGAACUGUCCGCCAGAAGAACAGAUUCCGAUUCAGACGCCAGAUUGUCAAAGCAAGUCGUGGAAUUUGCGGAAUCGGUAAGAUCAGCGGUACGCAAGAUGAAGGAUCGAGAUUAUAUAUCCAGAGCCAUGAGAGAAUACCCACAAGCACCCGAAUCCGAUCUGGUGCUGAUGUCGGAGGCAUUGUCGGAGAGAGUGAUGAGGAUAUUCGCGUGCGUAAGAAGGGGAAACCAGGAGAGAUGCUGUAAGAAGAGGAGGGAAGGAAGGAUUGACUACAAGUCUCUGGCUUUAGGAGAUUUGCAGGAGACGAGACGUGUUCUCGCUCGGAUUGCUUUCGACACUGUUUACCCUCCGCCGCCAUAGCCUCUGAUAGUCAUAACCUCAUUGGUUCCGAAUUAGAGUCAAUCUAUAAAUCAAAUAAAAUCGAAUUACAAAUUUGAUUUAAUUUUUGUAUUAAUAUUUCCAAUCUGAUUAAACCGAAUAUCUCAUCUUUUUAUCAUUCAAAUGCUCAUUUUUCUGCUUC
This is a messenger RNA of Tarenaya hassleriana, 1908 nucleotides long. RefSeq lists its product as uncharacterized. NCBI's taxonomy places the organism in Eukaryota, Viridiplantae, Streptophyta, Magnoliopsida, Brassicales, Cleomaceae. Gene Ontology annotation, molecular function: RNA binding; nucleotidyltransferase activity. The record is from RefSeq and is a predicted model, not a curated record. The transcript is spliced from 14 exons. The coding region runs from base 165 to 1748 and encodes 527 amino acids. Gene Ontology annotation, biological process: RNA processing.